Molecule: messenger RNA, 1815 nt
Organism: Talaromyces proteolyticus
Lineage: Eukaryota; Fungi; Ascomycota; Eurotiomycetes; Eurotiales; Trichocomaceae
Product: NADP-dependent malic enzyme MaeA
Exons: 5
Coding region: 1-1815 (604 amino acids)
Biological process (GO): pyruvate metabolic process; malate metabolic process
Cellular component (GO): mitochondrion
Molecular function (GO): malate dehydrogenase (decarboxylating) (NAD+) activity; NAD binding
Source: RefSeq, a predicted model, not a curated record
AUGCCUGGCACAAUUUUACCCUCGCUGCCCAGCAAUCAGCAGCGUUCAGCUCACCAUCUACCUCAUACUGGCAUUGCCGGUCAAUCAGAAGGCACCUUCGAUACCGCCAACCCCCCUUAUAUCCGCAAAUACCUCCGCACAUAUGGUCUCACGCCUCCUCGCGCAGAGAGCUACGAAACCCAGAAGACGAGAUGUCUGGCACAACUCGCUUUAAAGCAGACCGCAAUUGAUAAAUACCUCUAUCUGAGCACAAUCCGCAAAAAUAAUGUCCACCUGUUCUACCGUCUCAUCACGGAUCACAUUCGAGAAUUGACCCCUCUCAUCUACACCCCAGUUGUCGGCGAGGCAUGCCAGCGAUGGUCUGAGAUCUACCAACAGCCAGAAGGCAUGUACUUGAGCUACGAAGAUAAGGGCAAUAUCGCUGCUGUGAUAUCAAAUUGGCCGCAACCUACUGUCGAAAUCACUGUGAUCACCGAUGGCUCCCGCAUUCUUGGUCUCGGCGAUCUUGGCAUUAAUGGCAUGGGGAUCCCUAUUGGCAAGCUUGCUUUGUAUACCGCUUGUGCUGGUAUUCGUCCCGAGGCUACUCUUCCGUUGACCUUGGAUUUGGGUACAGGCAACAAAACUCUUCGUGAAGACCCCUUGUACUUGGGCAGUCGACGAGAUAAGGUGUCACCGGAGGAAGAGCAGGAGUUCCUCGACGAGCUUAUGGCAGCUCUUACCGAGCGUUGGCCUGGCAUCGUCAUUCAGUUUGAAGACUUCAAAAACCCAUUCCCUGCUCUUGAGCGGUACCGUCACAGAUAUACUUCUUUCAAUGAUGAUAUCCAAGGGACUGGGGCCGUCAUCCUGGGAGGAGUCAUGAACGCCGUAAAACGGUCUGGUGUUCCUCCCAAAGAUCAGCGUGCUGUAUUCUUGGGAGCUGGAAGUGCUGGUGUCGGUGUAGCUAAGCAAAUUGUUGACUACUUUGUUCGCGAAGGCUUGACUGAAGAUGAGGCCAAAGCUUGUUUUUAUCUGGUUGACACUAAGGGCCUUGUCACCGCGGACCGUGGAGACCGCCUUGCGGACCACAAAGUCUACUUUGCCCGCAAGGACAACAAUGGCCAGCAAUUCAAGACCUUGGAAGAGACUAUUGACCACGUGAAACCGACGAUGUUGAUGGGUCUUUCCACUCUAGGCGGUGUUUUUACGCCGGAAAUCUUGAAGAAGAUGGCUCAGUGGAAUGAACAGCCAAUUAUCUUCCCUCUGUCGAACCCUUCAUCACAAUCUGAAUGCGACCUGGAAGCAGCAAUCACACACACUGAUGGCCGGGCAUUGUUUGCUUCAGGUUCUCCAUUCCUUCCCGUUACGUUCACCAAUUCUGCGGGUGAAACCAAGAUCCACUACGGUGGUCAAGGUAACAACAUGUACGUGUUUCCUGGUAUUGGAUUAGGAACCAUUCUUUCCAAAUCUGUUGAGGUCACGGAUAGCAUGAUCUUCGCCUCUGGCGAAGCUCUCGCGCACUGUAUGACCUCGGAAGAACUCGCUCGGGGUCUGCUAUAUCCCGAUAUCACGAGAAUCCGGGACGUGAGCGUUGUUGUCGCACGACAUGUGAUCCGUGCGGCCCAGGAAGCCAAGGUUGAUCGGGAGACUGGCAUCCAUGGGCUGAGCGAUGCUGACCUGGAUGCCUGGAUCCGCACCCGCAUGUAUAGUCCUCACUCAGAGGUUGCUUCGCUUGAACGGGAAGUAGGCGCUCUACUGUCAUCCAUCGGGCGUCCAUUCCCAAACGGCAAUAGCUACUUUGCCAAUGGGCUAGAGGAGGACAAGCACGCUAAACUGUAA